Molecule: messenger RNA, 10483 nt
Organism: Heterocephalus glaber (naked mole-rat)
Lineage: Eukaryota; Metazoa; Chordata; Mammalia; Rodentia; Bathyergidae
Source: RefSeq, a predicted model, not a curated record
GGAACUUCCUGGUUCCCGGGAUCGGCUUCGCCGGGAUCCUCUUGGAAGGGAAACAAUGGGGCGGAGAGCACUGCAGUAGCCGCCGCCGCGCGGGACCUGCUCGGCCGCCCGGGACUGCCAGCCCUGCCUGUUGCCCGCAGCCUCCGCCGACGGGACCGUCCUGAGAAAUAGGACAUGUAUUCCUCUGAGAAACCUUGGACAGCAGAUUUUGGUUUAAUAUCUGAUUGGGACAACAUACAGAGACAUUUCCAGUCAUGAAUUCGGACCAGGAUGUAGCCCUCAAACUUGCCCAAGAACGAGCUGAAAUUGUUGCUAAAUAUGACAGAGGACGAGAAGGUGCAGAGAUUGAACCUUGGGAGGAUGCUGAUUAUCUUGUUUACAAAGUCACGGAUAGAUUUGGCUUUUUGCAUGAGGAGGAGCUCCCCUAUCAUAAUGCAGCUAUGGAACGGCAAAAGCACUUGGAAAUUGAAAGAACUACCAAAUGGCUGAAAAUGCUAAAAGGAUGGGAAAAAUACAAGAACACUGAAAAGUUUCACAGAAGAAUUUACAAAGGAAUCCCCCUCCAGCUCCGGGGUGAGGUCUGGGCUCUCCUUCUUGAGAUCCCUAAAAUGAAAGAAGAAACACGAGACCUUUAUAGUAAAUUAAAACACAGAGCACGGGGCUGUUCACCUGAUAUCAGACAGAUAGACCUUGAUGUCAACCGUACAUUUAGGGACCAUAUUAUGUUUAGAGACAGAUACGGUGUUAAGCAACAGUCUUUAUUCCAUGUUCUUGCUGCAUAUUCUAUAUAUAAUACGGAAGUUGGGUACUGUCAGGGAAUGAGCCAAAUCACAGCUUUGCUUCUCAUGUACAUGAACGAGGAAGACGCUUUUUGGGCCCUCGUCAAACUCUUCUCAGGCCCCAAACAUGCCAUGCAUGGCUUUUUUGUCCAAGGUUUUCCUAAACUCUUGCGGUUUCAAGAACAUCAUGAAAAAAUACUGAAUAAAUUUCUGUCUAAACUUAAGCAACACUUGGAUUCUCAAGAAAUCUAUACAAGCUUCUAUACAAUGAAGUGGUUUUUUCAAUGUUUCCUUGAUCGUACUCCCUUUACACUAAACCUCAGAAUAUGGGAUAUCUACAUCUUUGAAGGAGAACGAGUUCUUACUGCUAUGUCUUACACAAUUUUAAAAUUACACAAAAAACAUCUAAUGAAAUUGUCUAUGGAAGAACUUGUAGAAUUUCUUCAGGAGACUCUAGCAAAGGACUUUUUCUUUGAAGAUGAUUUUGUAAUAGAGCAACUUCAGAUUUCUAUGGCAGAACUAAAGCGGGCAAAGUUAGACCUCCCAGAACCUGGUAAAGAGGAUGAAUAUCCAAAGAAACCAUUGGGGCAGCUUCCACCUGAAUGUCUUUCUGGUGGAAUUAACCACAUUAGCAAUGGGCAAAGAAGUGUUGGCAGGCCCAGUCCCCAUAUAAACAGCAGAAGAGAAAGUGGCUCAUCACCUCACAGAAAGCAUGAGCACUCCCCCCACCAUCAGAAUAAAACUGGUACACCAGAACGAGUGAGGCAGCUCAGACAGAAAUCAGUGGAUGAAGAUAGUAAAAAUCUUAAAGAUGAGAAUUUUCAAAGAAAACUUUCUUCAGGUCCACAAGACAAUUCCAGGCACUAUAACCAUGCAGCUGCUAACCAAAAUAGCAAUGCUACUUCAAAUAUCAAGAAGGAAUUUAUGCCCAAAUGGAAUAAACCAUCAGAUAGUUCAGCUGUUGAAAGAACUGCCAAAUAUGUCAUCGAAGGCAAAAGCAGAUCGGUCCACCCCAUACUUACAGUCACCACUCCAAGUUCUGCUGAUGCUCGGAUAGCAAAUGCAAGGCAGAAGAUGAAGGUCUUGGAUGGUGAUGAUGGGAAGCGGGGCUCUAAUGCAUCACAGUAUGAUAAUGUUCCUGGGAGUGAAAAUGAAAACGGAGCUUCUGUUGAAGAGGCACUAGAGAGGGCUUACUCUCAAAGUCCAAGGAAUGUCAUUUACUCCAACAGUCCAAGAAAGCACGCUGAGCCAGGUUGUAGUCCACCAAAAGUACUCAACAAGUUUACCUUUAAAGUACAGCCUCCAAGCUAUGGAAAAUAUCCAUCUCAGUUAGAAGAAGAUCAAGGGACCAUGUAUCCUCCAUCCUACAGCAAUCCCCCUGUUUACCAUGGAAAUUCUCCGAAACACAUCCCCACUGCUAACAGCUUUGUGUCUCCGCAGAUUAGUCCUGGAACUCAAAUGAAUCCUUCCAGGAGACCUUAUGUUUCUACUCUUUCAGUUGAUACUUCUCCAGAGAAACCUUAUAGCGGUCUAGCCCCUCUUGUACUACCAUCUAGUCGAAUAGAAGUCCUUCCUGUUGAUAUUGGUGCUGGGGGAUACUCGGGCCAUUCAGGGUCACCAAAGAAUGGUAAAUUUAUCAUUCCUCCAGUAGAUUAUUUGCCAGAUAACAGAAAAUGGUCAGAAGUUGGUUAUACAUGCAGACCAGAGAUGCAUGGACAAUCAUGGACUCGAGAUACUAACCGUAGCCACUUAAGCAAUUUACCAAAAUAUUCAGCCUUUCAACAUGUGCCCUUUCAGGACCAUAACCUCCCAGCAGUUUCAGUUGAUAGCCCAGUGCGGUAUAAAACUUCACCAGCUAUAGAUGAUGCCAGUCCAGCUGGGUAUCAAUAUGCAGGGCCCUUGCCUCCAGCAUAUCACUAUAGAAAUCGGGAGGGGCUUUCUGUUCAAGAGUCAGUAUUGCUGUGAGAGUUUAUCCUUACUAAAGGCAAGAGAAUAGAAACUAUGAAACCUGCAUUGCUAUGUUUUAAUUGCCAAAGCAGUAUUUGAUAUUAUUGUAAACAACUCGCACAAUUCUCAUGUAUAUUAGUAAUAAGAAUAUUUAGAAAUGUUUUCAUCCCCAUGUAGAUGCUGCUUAAGAUGAGCAUUUUAAAUUGCAUCAUCACUGAACCUCUUAAAAAUUUAACCUGGAAACAUAGCAAUAGCACUUAGGGAUGCACGCAGUGAUGAUUCUUUACUCAGUUUCAUUUAUAUCGUUCUCAAAACCUGGACAUUUUCAUUCUGUUGGCCCAUUCUAUUUUGGCAAAUAUUACAAAGCCCUGAAAAACUGUUGAGCAGAUAUUUUUGAGGCUCUAUGUGGUGUAUGUGUCUUUUAAUAGAUAUUAUAGUCAUCUAUGCAUACACAUUUGAGCACAGAAUUGAAGAAAUAUUUUUUAAAACUAUUUUCAGUCUCCAUGAAAUAAUGUUACUCUUCUUUUCCUUAUCUUUUAGUCCAGUUUUUCCCCUUCAUAUUUUUUAACUUAAAACCUAACCUGAAUAAAAGUUUACCUGACUUUGUUAAUACAUCUCAGCAAAUGCUCAUCAUUCUCCUUCAGCUGCUGCCAUUUUCUUUCAGUCUGAAAAUUAAAGACAUUGGAGAGAAAAGCUAACCACUCAAUGGUGCUUAAAAACUGGAGCAGUUAAGCCAAAGGUGCAGCACUUAUUGUAUCUGGACCCCAGAUCAGUCUUAGUGCUUCCGUGCUCUUUGCUCUGGUCUGACUUUCACAGCUCAGAGCAGACUAUUCCUUGGCAGAAGCCGGGGAAAUGCUGCAGCACAGCUCUCUAGGGAUUCUGCAAGAGAAGCUACACUGCUUGUGCAGCACUUGCAGAAGAAGUCCAUGUCAGGGCAGGGUUUGUAGUAUGGUCACUUCUCACUCUGCCCCUUCAUUCUUUCAGGGCCUCCUCCCCAAGGGCCCAGGGUAGUUGUUAACAUGAGCUAUUUCUGACACUCUUUCUUUAAAAAUGUAGUCAACCUGAUAUUGCUGCUCGUACCAGUCCUCCACAUUAGCUUUUACAUUAUUUAUCCAUAUUAAAAUUGUAAAAAAAAAAAUUUACCUUAAUUGUUAUUAGAAGUCUAGAAUUUUAAUUCUUUUUAAAAAUACAGUGUGACUUUUAUACUUUCAAAAGUCUUCUUUUUCUUUUUUCACUGGUGAAAAAAAAUUUAGGUUCAUGGUUAAAAAAAAAAUCAGUGAUGUCUUUUUUUUUGGUACCAGGAGUCAAACUCGGGACCUUACGCUUGCUAGGCAGGCGGUGGAACCACUGAGCUAAAUCCCUGGCCCAGUGAUGUCUUUAAAAAUAUCCUAUUACACUACAGUUACCAAACACUGAACACUGACAAAAUUUUGGGCACUGCACAAAAGUAAGACAUUGUAUUUAAGUGGAGUGCUUGUUUUCAACAUUACUUUGCUCAUAUUUGCAUAACAGAAAAUAGAUAAUCUAACAUUGAUGGUUCUUCCUGUUGCAAGUUAGGGCUGUAAGCUUUUGAGGUACAAGAAUAUGUCUUAAAAUGAAAGUAACAUUUGUUUAGCUAGUGAAUGUAACAAUGUAUAUAGAAUAUAAUUUUAAUCAACUUUGGAAUGAUGUUAUUGGCAAAACAAAUGCAGUGUGUUAAAGUUAAACUACACUGAAACUCAAAAUUCUGGUAAAAUAACUGGGCUUUUGAUUUAGAUCAUGUGGAAGCUGAGAAAUAAAUGUAUAUAAAGAUGUAGCAGAUGAUAUUAAGUCCAAUUUUUAAACUAUGAUUCUGUGACUUGUAAUGAACCAAGCUGUAUAAUUUAGUUUAUUAUAGCAGCAUCUGAGCUGCUCCAAAAUAUAUAUCAACAGUGGGAAAUACUGUAGAUUUAUAUAUAUGCACAAAAUAGUAUAUAUAUAUAUAUAUAUAUACACACACACACACACACACACAUACUAUUUUCUUAUGUCAUCUAUGACAGUUUUUACCUGUAUGCUUUUUUAUGUAAUUUUAUUAACAUGCUGAAAGUAAUAUUUUAUUUUGUCUUUUGUGUGCAUUUGUUUUUAAUAUGGCAAAAGUGCUGUAUCUCUGAUGCCUUUAAGGCUAAUUCUUUUUUAAUUGAGUAGAUGUUGCCUGGUGUUCAUCCAUAAUGCUUUAUAUGUGUUACAAUUCUAUGUUGUAUGUUGUAUUAGUUUGUAGUAAGACUGUAUUUAGAACUACAUUACCUUUUCUUUAUUUAAUGAAAUUACUAAUAGCAAUAAGGUUUUAUUUUCAUUUUAAAAUGUACCUGUUAGUUUUUUAAGUGGGAAAAUUUAAUUUGAAAUUUUGCCACCAUACAGUUUUCCUCUUUCAAAUUUAUUUUUUAAUAAAAGAUAAUGAAGUAAUGGUAAAAAGUGAAAUAAUAUUGGCAAAGUAGGUCAAAAUGUAUUUAUAUAAAACAUAUUUUGUAAGGGUAAUUUUACUCUAUAACUGCAUACACAUAAUGUGUUUUUCCAUUGAUUCUUUUCUUCCUGACAGUUUUUCCCAACAUAAUAAGCAUUUUGGAAUGUUUUUUUAUCUUUAUGAUUCUUUUUUAAAUUCUUAUCUUGAGAAGUUAAACUAGACCCAAGUUCUCAAAAGCUUUUAAAACUUUGACUCUUUCAGGUGUUUAUUUUUAAAGGAUUUAAAAAAAAUAAAUAACUUCUUAAAUCUGAGAUAUAUAUAUAUAUAAAGUCAGGUCAGAGUAUCAAUGAUAGGUUUCUUGAAAGAAUGAAAAAAGUAGGACAUUUCUGGAGAAGAAAAACAUUUUUUAUAGGAUGUAAUUUUUUUCCAUUUUAAGACAUUUCUAACUUGUGUCAUACUCAGCAUCACUUUUGUAGUUGUAGUCAUCUAAAACUUUGGUUUCCAGUGUAAUACAGUCCCCAUUCAGUACUUAGCAGUCAGCAGUUUUCAUUUUCAUGAUUAGAGAAAAACAUGCUGUGUCUCCAAAUGUGGUUUUACUCGGAGGACCUACAGCUUCCUCUUCUGAAAAUAGUAUUUUUCUCAGCUCUUAGAAUCACGCCUCUAUUUUAGUGUGCACCUCAUGGUGUGUAUGCACCUUAAUCUUACUAUGAUUAAGAUUUUGGGAUUUUUUUUGUUUUAAAUUUUCCUUAAGGGGAUUUUAAAUGUCUAAAUCUACUGUGGAUAAUAGUGUGGAUAAGAUGACCCAAGGUAUUGAGAAUGGAAAAAAAAGAAUACAUUUAACAUUUUUAUACAUUUUACAUUUAGAAAGAUUUUCACUUUUAUCUAUAAAUCAACAUAUAAUUGCCACCAAUUUAUAGAUAAAAAGGCUAAGAAAUAAAGGAACUUUUUAGAUUUCUUAAGAGUGAAUCUUUAGUUUGUUGCUCUUUUUCUGGUAAACUUCAAAGUUUUUUUCUGCUUGGGUCCCACACCUCACCAUGCUUAAGUCAUAGUAUCUGGUAUGGAACUUAAGCAUCAGAUAAUUGUAUUUUUUCCCAUAACUUAAAGUUUAAUCAUUAAGUCCUUUGUUAGCACCCCACCUCCCAUCUUAUUUUCUUAUUAUGGGCAAGCUCAAAAAUCCCUAACAGAUCAAAUUGCAGAGUUUAGAAACUCUGAUGUCAGCAAAGCUAGGAAGUUUUUCAUUGGAAAGAUUUAACAUUACUAGCCAUCUAUGCACAUUUCAAUGAACUACUGCCAGUCAUAGUGUGAAUGGCUUCAGAUAGGUAGCAUGGUCCUGUAACUUUCUCUAUUUGCUGCUUCCAGUAGUCCUUGAAAACAGGUGAGGCCUUACUAAGUUUUCCAUUUUCUACACAACUAUCUCAUUUUCUUUCUCGUGUUUAGAAACUCCUCAGCUAUUUGGAAGAGUAAGACCUGAGAAGAUGCUGAGUACUCUGGUUCUUCAUUUGACCAGUCAUUUUAUUGGGCAUCUACAGUGUACUAGGUCCACACUUAGGUUGUGAGACAAGCUUUGUAAUCUGUAUGUCUCCAUUCGGUGUUGGAAGUGCAUAGCGGCUGUUACUAUAGGCAGAGAAAGACCAAAAGUGAACCUAGCUCCAGGUUCUGGGAAGGCUUGUGAGUUGCCUCUACUGAGCUAAAGAGUAUUAGCGUAGUCAUAGACAAAAGGCAGGGAAAAAGUGGCAUUCUGUGGAGAGGUGAAUGGCGAGAACUAUUGCGUGGUUUGGGGAAAUUUGCCCCCUUGAUAGGUCUGUAAUUGUGGGGGAUGUGGGGUGAAUUCCAUAGAGACCAGAUUAUGGACGGCCUUAGGGCCUGAUCCUGAAGGUGAAUUUUGCCACAGUUCAUGUUUCCAUUUCUUCCGUGGUCCCUUGAGGCUGUGGAGAAUAGGUUCGAAGAAACAAGCCAGAGGUGGUUAGGCAGACCUGAGGCCAUGGUGAGUGUAGAGCUUAAGGCCAGGGAAGAAGUUGUGAAGAAAAGGUGAUUCAGAACUAAUUACUAAAUGAAAUUGGCCAGAGUUGACAAAGUAAUCUGAAUAAUCCUAAUAGGAAAAGGAGCUAACACCCAAUGCUUAUGUUUGUUGCUGUGCUAAGCAUUUUACUUGUAUUACCUUUAAUCCUCACAAUAACUGUGGAAUAUAUACUAUUGUAAUUCCCAGUUUACCAUUGAGAAAACUAAGGCUCAAAGUUUAACUGGCAGCUAGUUAAGUAAUAGCACCAGGACUAGAAUCUAAUUUGAAUCCCCAGCCUGUGUUUCUUGCCCUACCCCUGAAGUAAUUUAAGGGAAUAAAAUUUACCUAUCAUAAAACUCAACCGUUUUAAGUUUCUGCUUUUUUUUUUUUUGUAAUAGUGCAGUCAUCUCAGCUAAUACGAGAACAUUUUCAUUACUGCAAAAAAGAUCUUAUUCCCAUUUGCAAUCACACCCAUACCCAUUUUAAGCCUCAGGCAGCCACUGAUCCACUUUCUGUCCUGAUUUGCCCUUUGUGGACACUUUAUAUAAAUCUUUAUAUAAAUGGAACCAAAUAAUGCAUCUUUUGUAUUUGGCUUCUUUCUUAGCAUUGCUUUUGCAUAUAUCAGUAAUUACUUUCCUUUUUAUUACUGUCUAGUGUUCUGUUGUAUGGCUAAGCCACAUUGUGUUACCCAUUCACUCGUUGAUAGAUUCAUGAGUUGUUUGCACAUGCUGUUGUGCCAUUUGUGUACACAUGUUUAAGUGGAUACAUGUUUAACUUUUAAGAAACUUCCCAACUUUUCUAAAGCAGCUGUAGCCUUCCCCCUUCCUACCCACAGUGGAAGAGGGCUCUGGUUUUCCACAUCUGUGCUAACACUUGCGAUUAUCUGAUUUUUAAAAAAUUAUAGCCGUCCUAGUGGAUGUGAAGUAUUUCAUUAUGGCUUCAGUUUGCAUUUCCCUAAUAGCUAAUGAUGUUUUCAUAUGCUUGUGAGCCAAUUGUAUUUCCUCUUUGGUGAAAUGUCUAUUUACAUUUUUGUUCUUUUUAAUCCAGUUUUAUUUUUAUUGAAUAGGAAGAGUUAAUGUAUUCUGGAUACAAGUUCUUUAUAAGAAAUGAUUUGCAAAUAAUUUCUCCCACCCUGUGACUUGUGUAUAAUUUCUUAAUGGUGUCUUUUGAAAUGCAAAUAUUUUUAAUUUUAAUGAAGUCUAAUUUAUUAGUUUUUCUUGUAUAGAUUGUCUUUUAGUACUGUAUUUCCUGCGUAACUUGAGGUCACAAAGAUUUUUUCUCCUGUUUCAUUCUGAAAGUUUUAUAGUUUUUGCUGUUAAAUUUGGGGAUAUGAGCCAUUUUGAUAUAUAGGGUGAGGUAAGGAUAUAAAUUCCAGCAGAUGGCCAAUGACCUCGACACCAUGUGCUAAAAAAAAGACUUCCCUCAUUGCACCUCUGUCAAAAGUCAAUUGAGCAUAUGUGUAGGAGUUUAAGUUUUGAAAUUGUUAAGUGUAAAUUCUCCAACUCCAUAAUUUUCCAUAUGUGCAGAGGUAGAAACAUUAAUUUUUCAUACUUGGUAUUCUGAGGCCUUUGGAUUUAUUUCUAUGUAGAUUUUAGGAUCUGCUUAUCAGUUUCUGCCAAACAGACUGCUAGGGUUUUUAUAGGGAUUAUUUUGAAUCUAUGUAUGAGUUCAGGAAGAUUAUCAUGUUAACAUCGAAUCUUCCAGUCUAUAAGCAUAGAAUAUCUCUCCAUUUAGUCUCACCUUUAAUUUCUCUCAGCAAUGUUUUAUAUGGUACAUGGCUUCCACUUCUUUUGAUAAAGUUAGUCAUAAAGUUAGUCAUAUUUAUUCUUUUUUUUGUGGAGGUGGGUGGGUCAGGGCUUUAGCUCAGUGGUUCCACCACCUACCUCCCAAGCGCAAGGUCCCAAGUUCAAUCCCCGGUACAAAAAACAAAAAAAAAGGGACAUAUUUAUUCUUUUUUGAGUGGGGCUAUUUUCUUCUGAAUUUGUGCUCUGACAUUCUGCUGAAGGAGGAUUGAUUCCCAAGCUGAGUGGAAGGGUGGAUGAUGGGGCCACCAUAUGAUAAAAAGACUUCAGGAGAAGGGGCCAGUUUAGCUUUGGUGGGAAAACUUCUGUUUUGACAUGAAGAAUUUUAGGAUUCGGGAUUGACAGUUCGUAUUGUCUGACAGGCAGUUGGCUGCUCCAGAGAGCUCGGGCUGGCCAGCAUGAAAGAUGUAUAGUCAUGAGAGAGUGCCCACCCUGGGAGGAGGUGCCAACAGAGGAUGGAGAGUCAGUGCUGACAAAAACAACUGGAGUUCGUUUUAAAUUAUAAGCCAUGAGUAAUAACAUUUAGCAGAGUCCACUUUGACAAAGAACAAUGUUCCUUUGCAUUUAUCAGUUCAGUAAAGUGGACUAAAGGCUGUCAAGUCUGUAGGGUAGUCUGAGUUGAGUUGCUACUGAGUGUGACCUUAAAACAAGUUAUAUUCUCUUACUGGGUCCACUUUGCUCAGCUACAAAGUAUGAGCAUUUAAGAGGUGCCAGAGAGAGGAACAGUCAUGAACUGACUCCACCAUAUUUGAGUGCCCAGUGACUGGAGUCUGCCUUGGAUAUGGACUUUGCAUGUGUGACUGGCCAUUCUUUUAGGUCCUAAUAGAAUUGGGAUGGGACAGGACAAGUCCUUGUCCUUGUGGAGCUUAUAUUCCACUUCCUCCUCAUCUAUAAAAUGGAUAUUGUAGUUUUUAUUUCAUAGUUCUGAGGACUAAAUGAGUUAAAGUGCUUGAAAGUGUCCUCCCACUAAUAGUUUGUAAUAUUAUUUAUAAUCAUGGCACACAGUGCUACGUUCUAGUGACCAAGAGGGAGAUGGCCUUGUUUUUAUGGACCCAAGAGCCUAGAGGAGAACAGAGGAAAAGCAAUAAACUUGCAGAUGAUACAUGAGAGAGAAAGCAUGCUUGGUACAGUUUAAGAUGAUGCCAGGGCUGAUGAAGUAGAUUUUCCAAGGAGGAAAUGAUCAGUGGUAUAAAAUGCAGCAGAAAGGUCAAGUGAUGGGAGACUGAAAAGUCAAUUUGAAUUUACAAUUAGGAGCUCUUUGCUGUAGUGCUGUCCCUUCUAGAGCCCCAGUCAGAUUGCAGUGAUCACAGGUGAAAGUGGAAAGUGAUGGGCCUCUCAAAAGAUGUGGAUGAAGAGUAGCUGGAAUGAAAGAUGCAGUUAAGUCAGAGAUGGGGAGGAGGGAUGAAUAUAUAUGGAAAACUGGUAAUUGGAAAUCAGUUUGACUUCAAAAUUCUCAAGUACCUCUACAAUAAGACCCUUUGGUUUUAUUCCACUGUUGUAUUACAUAUUCUUAAGUAUUAAAACAAUUAUUAAA